AUGACUGCCAUUUGUAAAAAUUUUGACGUGUUUCUGUCUAGCCCAUCAUCUUUCGCCUCACUUCGCUCAUGGAUCAAUGAGUGUGAAAAGAACGGGCUCACAGCUGAUUGUGAUGUGCCACGAAUUCUUAUUGGAAAUAAAUGCGACCUAAAAUCGUCGAAAUCGUCGCGUGUUGAUACGGAUGCUGCUCAGGUGUUUGCUGACCGUAACAAUAUGGCACUGUUUGAAACGUCGGCUAAAGCAGAUUCUGAAGCAGAUCAUGUGGAAUCGAUAUUCCUAACCUUGCUACACAAACUGCAGCAGAGCAAACCUAUGCAUGUACAGAGUGAAGUAGAGCGACAGGCGAAGGAACAAGAACGUCUAGUACUGAAGGCCAGCGAAGCCAAUGAAUUGACCGAAGAGGGCUGGUGCUGCUAG
Ostertagia ostertagi is the source of this 417-nucleotide messenger RNA. NCBI's taxonomy places the organism in Eukaryota, Metazoa, Nematoda, Chromadorea, Rhabditida, Trichostrongylidae. The record is from the annotation of a GenBank genome assembly.